AUGACACAUUUUCUCCUGAAAAUUUUAGAAGAGGACAAAGUUCCAAAGAUGCUCCGAAGAGUCCUUGUACAGCUGUCGCUCAACAGUAUGAAAUCUGCAAAUAUAUGCAUAGGUCGUCCAGUCUUGCUUACCAGUGUAGAUGGAAGGCAAGAGGUCUGUACUGCAUGGCCUACUGCAGGCUUUCCAGGAGGGAGAGUUGGACUGAGUGAAACCACGCAGAAGAACCUGAAAGUAAAUCCGGGUGAUUCAGUCACUGUGCAGCCUGUGACUGGUGCAGUCAUCCAGGCAGAAGAAAUAGAUGUAAAGUUGAGGGACAAGGAUGCCUCUAUUAAUGCUGAGGAAAUGUCUGUCUGUCUACUGAGAAACCUAGAUGGGAAAGUAGUUUUGCCAGGAAACCUCUUGGCUUUCACUUUCUAUGGCAAACUUUGUAACAUCGUGGUGAUGAAAGUGAAAGGAACUGAUGGUGCAGAGCUGACCGCCCCGGGCAGUGCCAUUUCCAGUGAAAUGCAUGAGCCAGACCUUGAAAAAUCUGAGUUGGAGACAAGUACACUAGAGACAAGUACACUAGAUCUGUCCUUGCAGCUCGGCAAGAUGGGCAUUGACGAUACUCUGGAGAUUGCAUCUCUGAGCACGCCAAGCAAACUAAUGGCUCCAGGGUCACCAGUUACACCCAGUUCUGCUCUGGUAGCUGGUGGUCGAGACUCUGGUCAGACAGAUGAACCUAAUUAUAGCAAGGAAAAUGUCAUAGACCUCACUGAUGAUUUGAAGUUGGCUGGGAAAGGAGGUGGUGAGAGACUCCCACUGACUGGCAAACCUGGAAUGAUAAGCAGUGCGGACAUUUUCUAUUUCAUUUCUUCAAGAACUAGAAUCAAUUUCAUUGAAACUAGGACCAGUGAGGCAGAAGAUGGUGACUGUGAAUCUCAGGUUACCUACGAUAUGAUAGGAGGGUUAAGCAGCCAGCUCAAAACUAUUAGAGAAACAAUUGAACUGCCAAUGAAGCAACCUGAACUGUUCAGGCGUUACGGAAUUCCUCCUCCUAGAGGAGUGCUAUUAUAUGGCCCGCCAGGUACUGGGAAGACUAUGAUUGCCAAAGCUAUUGCAAAUGAGGUUGGCGCUCAUGUUACUGUUAUUAAUGGUCCUGAAAUAAUAAGCAAAUUUUAUGGAGAAUCUGAAUCAAGAUUACGUCAGAUAUUUGCUGAAGCUUCUUUGCGUUUCCCAUCCAUUAUAUUUAUAGAUGAGUUGGAUGCACUCUGUCCAAAGAGAGAAGGGGCCCAGAAUGAAGUUGAAAAGAGAGUUGUAGCUUCGUUGCUGACAUUAAUGGAUGGCAUUGGCUCAGAGGGCAGUGAAGGGCAGCUCUUGGUACUUGGGGCCACUAAUCGUCCUCAUGCACUGGAUGCAGCCCUGCGCAGACCUGGGCGUUUUGAUAAAGAAAUAGAAAUUGGGAUUCCUAAUGCACAGGACCGGCUGGACAUACUCCAAAAGCUUCUUAAGAAAGUUCCUCAUUCACUCACAGCAGCAGAGUUAGCGCAACUGGCUGAUCGUGCGCAUGGAUAUGUGGGUGCAGACUUAGCAGCCUUGUGCAAGGAAGCAGGUUUGCAUGCGCUGCGGAGAGCACUGGGAAAAAGAGCUAAUCUACUAGACAGCGAGGUGGCUGGGUCGGUGAUGAUUGCUUUCAAUGACUUCCUGCAGGGGAUGAAUGAUGUCAGGCCCAGCGCCAUGAGGGAGGUGGCAGUUGAUGUGCCAAAAGUAUCUUGGUCAGACAUAGGAGGACUAGAAGAUGUCAAGCUGAAAUUGAAACAGGCAGUUGAAUGGCCACUCAAACAUCCUGAUUCCUUCAUCCGAAUGGGGAUUCAGCCACCAAAAGGUGUGCUGCUCUACGGACCUCCUGGAUGCUCAAAAACAAUGAUAGCAAAAGCUCUGGCUCAUGAAAGUGGUCUCAACUUCUUGGCAGUGAAGGGACCUGAGCUGAUGAACAAAUACGUUGGUGAGUCUGAACGAGCAGUGAGAGAGAUCUUUAGGAAAGCCAGAGCGGUGUCUCCUUCAAUUCUUUUCUUUGAUGAAAUAGAUGCCCUGGCAGUUGAAAGGGGAAGCUCUUCAGGUGCUGGAAAUGUAGCAGACCGUGUCUUGGCUCAAUUGUUAACGGAAAUGGAUGGGAUAGAACAGCUAAAGGACGUGACUAUUUUGGCAGCUACAAACAGGCCGGACAUGAUAGACAAGGCCUUGCUGAGACCAGGGAGAAUAGACAGAAUCAUCUACGUGCCUCUGCCCGAUGCGGCCACUCGUGCGGAGAUCUUCAAACUUCAUUUUCAGUCCAUGCCAGUCAGCAAUGAAAUCUGCUUAACAGAGCUCGUUCAGAAUACGCAGAAGUAUUCAGGAGCAGAGAUACCCCAUUGCCUAAGUUCAGCGAGACCUGGCAAACGAGCAGGCCAGCGGGCAGAGAGUGAUCGCUCACGAGUCCAAGAACAACUUGACUUUUCAUGCAGUGUGGUCAGCCUCAUGCGUUUGCGCCUGCCUGACAACUGCGGUGCUCAAAGGCCUCAGAUAACAGCAGUCUGUAGAGAAGCAGCCCUUCUAGCUCUUCAGGAAGAUAUACACGCCAAAUGUAUAAUGGGACGGCAUUUUCGGUAUGCGUUGACUGUUGUGACCCCAAGAAUUCCUGAUUCGUUAAUCCAGUUUUAUGCAGAUUAUCAGCAGCAAAGUGGACUACAUGCGCUUUGAAAGGCAAAUAAAUACAUAUGCCCAUUCAGAGUAUGAAUAGCUAAUUUCCUUUGUAAAGUCUUCAAAAGCUAAAGAAUUUUGUAUUGUAAAUGGAGUGUCUGAAGUUAAUUCAAGUGCAGAAUCGUCAUAAUAAACACACAUGUGGAAUUACUGAGUGCA
Molecule: messenger RNA, 2877 nt
Organism: Struthio camelus australis
Lineage: Eukaryota; Metazoa; Chordata; Aves; Struthioniformes; Struthionidae
Source: RefSeq, a predicted model, not a curated record